Molecule: messenger RNA, 1516 nt
Organism: Ciona intestinalis (vase tunicate)
Lineage: Eukaryota; Metazoa; Chordata; Ascidiacea; Phlebobranchia; Cionidae
Source: RefSeq, a predicted model, not a curated record
GCAUCUUUGAAAUGUAUUAAUGAUCAAGCGAUCUUACAAACACUGCGGUUGCUGCACCGGAAGCCAGCAUUGAGAAAUCACCACUUGUUAGAAAAUAAACCACAUGACCGGAUUGUACAUAUAAACUCGUGGACUUUGUGUCCGGUUGACUGCUACUUAAACAUUGUUCUGGAAUAUAGCCUACUCAUAAACCAGUAUCCUCCGAUUGCAGAUCAAGCGAUCUUACAAACACUGCGGCUGCAGCACCGGAAGCCGUAUAAAAUGCUUACUGCCUUAACGGCAUAUCACCAACGUUUCCUGCGUUGGUGGGAGUUCCGACCAAAUGAAUAUAACCAAGCAUCGCUGGUAUUUUCAAGGCAGUCUGUAAUUGGAGUUACUUUCGUCUGCGGAAAUAUGCCGAAGGUUCGUUGUUAUCAUUUUGACAUUGAGUGCCGUGGACCAAUGGUGGAGCUGCUUUAUACUUUGACGGAAGAGAGUGUUGGUCAAGCGUUUAAUAGGGAUAAUCGUCUUAAGACUUUGGUGGUACCUGCCCUGGGUAAGGUAGAAAACGCUUUUGCCCAUUUCAAUGAGACAAAACAGAAGUUAAGGAUCGUAGCAUCCGCUAAACAACGCGGGACUGCUAAUGAUAUCCUAAAAAGGGUGAAUUCUGGUAGAAAAUUUAUAGAAAAUAUGUUACCAAAUGUACAACUUAGUGGUAUCGAUUUUGGCAACCAUGACGUGUCGUUGAAGAGGUACGAAGAAUGCAAUAAAACGUCUUGCAAAUAUGUGAUAACAGAACAUGUGAAAUCAUUUCUUAAGCGUAAGAAUUACACAAAUCAAGGCAUUUCAACUGACGAUGCUGACACCUCGACUGGCGGUGCUGGCAUGGGUAGCAAUAAAUUGAAAAGAAAAGCUUCAGCUGAUGAUGAAAAAGAAACCAAACGGCAAAAGAAUAACCAAGAUGAUGAACCAACAUCAGCAAGCCAAGAUUAGAGACAGAAAGCGAAUUUAAACGAUUGGACAUUGGAGAUCAAAACAACUUAUAACCUAUGGUGGUACCCCGGUACUCCUGUACUCCUGCCUAACGUAUAGCACGAUUCCUAUAUUCAAGAAAAAAAUCGAUUUUGUAAAAUACACAUUAAUCUGUCAUACCUGUUGUGAAGACCGUGAGUGCAUGUAUGUGCAACGUUUGCCAGAAGACUGUUUAGGGCAGUUUUGCUGUAUAUCUGCGUCGCUGUUUGGUUGUUUUUUGGUCCAGAUAAAUAUCUAAUAUUGUACUAAAAUAUAGAAAUAACACCAUUAGUAUAAACUUAACAUUUGUACCGAGCAUUGCGAUACACAUUAUGUAUUUAUACGAAUCGCAGUUGAAAACUACCGUAUGUGUAUAGAGCUUCAUAUGUGCAUAGAAUGUAUUAUAAAACUGCAAGUAGAAAUUUUUACCGAUUCGAGAAUACAUUAUCAUUGUAACAAAGUAGUGCACUGUUCGUGCAUGUUUGCUGCUAUAGGGAGUGUUCCAAUUAAAAUGCAACUUAUUAAG